GGCGGCCGGGUACAGGGAGGCGGCGCGGCGGGGCCGUCGGGCGGGCGAGCGGACACCCGCCUUUGCCUGGCUGCUCUCCCGGUUGUGCGGCGAAGCUCUCGGAAGAACUCGUCGGCAAACGGCUCCGGCGAGCCUGGCAGAGCGGCGGGAGGGGCGACAUGGACGUGGCCAUCCGCGAGCGGCUCCUGGCCGCGCGGAGCCGCCGAGAUGUUCAAGCUUUGAAGGAUGCUUAUGAGUUGAUCAAAUCAGCCUGUCAAGGAGGAUCUGCACUUGACUCAUCAGAUAACUUCAGCACAGACUUAUAUGUUCUGUGUGCUGAACAGGCAUUUCAGCUGGGAUAUCUGCAAAUUAGCAGUGACUGUCUACAGAUGUAUUUUAAAGGAAGAUUUCCUGUAAACCAGUUUACUGGUAGAGCAUAUUUGUGCCAAGGACAGUUGCACGCUCCACUCUCUACAGAUAAUUUGGAAGCAUUUGAAAAGUUUGUGCUGUUUUUUAUGAAAGCAAUAGAUUUUGCAACACGUGAUCGAAGAUACUAUUUUUUGAUAUAUAAUGCCUCAGUUCUUUAUUGGCAAUUUGUGAGACCAUAUCUUAAGCCUGGAUUCCGCUGUUACCUUGUUCCCAGCCUGUCUCAGAUUGUUAAAGCAUUAAACCAAAUUGAAGAGCCAGACGGUGAAUGGAGAGCAGAACUCAUGAUAAAUUUACUUGAGUGCCUCCUCGAUGCUUCAAAACUGAAAGAAGCAAAAGAGUUUUCAUCUACUGCAGCAGUCUUUAUUAAGGAAAAUGUUCCAGAUAAAUACUCUCAAAUAUUUUCUUUAAUGGUAUACCACAAACUAGUGGAUAUUUCCCAGAUAGAGAAGGAAAUACAAAAUUCCAUCCAUUUGUCAGUGAUUUAUAAAAUGCAAAUGAUAAAAUCGCAGUGGGACACAAAUGAAUUUCCAAGUGAUGCCACCACAACUCUGUAUUCUCUGUAUGAACUUCUGAAGCAGUAUGAUGUACCUCCAGCAUCUGUUGCCAGUAUGAAAAUUCCUUUGAUCCUGGAAUUGGCUCGUUUUUCUGUGAAAGUAAACUGCAUUAAACUUACGCAUGAUUGUAUACUUGAUUUGAAGAAAGCUGGCAUUACUGAACAAGGGAAACUUAUUGAAGUAGAAUGCCUGGAAUGUGAAUAUGAAAUUCAAAAAUUUGGCCCUAAAAUUGUGACUUAUACCAAAGGAGUUGUUGAGGCUCAGCUGAAAUUGAUAAAAAAUCUUGAGCUAACCUUGCAACAUGCAGUUCAGUUGGGAGAUCCUGAUGUGAUUCAGGUUGUUUGCACAACCCAAUGGAAUCUGUGCUUACCACUACUCCAACAAAAUUUGCAUCAACAUGUGCGAAAACCACUGAUAGCAGUUGCUGAUGUCCUUGAAGAGAUUGACAGCAUGUUGAUUUUGUUACGUUGCCAAGUUCACAUGGAAAUUGCUCGUAUUGAAGAAGAUGAGGAUAGAAUUGAGGUUGCUGUGCAACAUUUACAGAAAGCUAUACAUCUAGAUAACAGUGGGCAGUAUCAAGAACAUCUAAGAUUGAAUUUUAACCGUCUUUCUUUGUACGCUAUGCUGUAUAAGUCUCCUGAGCGUCUAGAGGAUCAGGCACUAAUGAUGAUUGAACAGGCUAAAAGGGGAAAGCAAAAGAAUAAUGUGAGGAAAAAGAGGUCCCUUCUGGUAAAUGCUGGUCUUGCACUAGCUCCUGAUUCAUUUCAGGUGGUUCUUGAUAGUGAAAAUGAAGCUAAAGUUUCCUCAGGUAAAAGUCAGAGUCAAGUAAGUUACCUCUGUGCGAAAGCACAACAUCAUGUUAAAAGUGUGGACAAAGUUGAUGGGCAUUUGAAACAGCUAAAAAAGGAAAAUGACAAAGAGAGAAUUAGACUUUGGGCAAAUUUGGCAAAAGUUGCACGUACACAGGCAGUGUGGGAUGUCUGCCGUACAGCAUGCAGAUUUUGUCUCCUGUAUGAUGACACUUUGUUUAGGAGAGCAACAAAACCUAAAAAAACACAGAAGAAGAAAGCUAGUAUAACUAUGAUGGAUGAUGAUCAAGGUGAUGGCUUACCAGGAGAAUUAUUACUACCUGCUAAAUCCUUCUCUUUUGAAAGAGAUUUACUCAGAAUAUUAGCAGAAGUAAGAUUUAUUAAUGCAGAGGCAACGAUUCAUUUAUUAAGAUUGCAGGGAAUUGAGCUGAACGACCACACUGUACCUACAGAAGAUAAAAGCCAACAUCCUUCAGGAUAUGUUUUAGAUUUUCCUGAAAGUGAUCUAGAAUGGAAAGCAUACAGUUCAUGGAUAGACUACUUAUCUCAGUAUGCUAUGGAAAAUUUCCUGCGUGCAGCUGAAAUAGGAGAAGAACUGAAUGAAGCCUGGAUUGUGCAUAAUGCUGUGGUGUAUAUCUUAAACUACAAUAGGCAUCUUAUCACAUCAGGAAGACAGAGGGAAAUUAUUGAGUAUCUGCAGACUCUUCUUGGAGCAGUCAAGACUGUUGGGCACACUGGAAGUACUGUCACUUUGUUGAUGUUAUGUAAUGCUGUAGCUCGGGGCUUAAUUCUCUGUUGGAUUCCAAAGCCAAAACUUACUGAGGAGAAAAAGUUAUGUGCAUCACCAGACAAAAGUAGAAAGGCUGCAGCAAAGGGACAUGAGAAAGCAAAUGCUAUCCCUUCUUUGUCAGUAGAUCCCAGUGGACUUCCUGAUAUCAAAGCAGCCCUAGAGAUUUGUGAAUUUGCUCUAAAUGUGACAACUGGAACCAUACCUAAUGAAACAGUACCUGUUGCUGUAAAACAACAGAUCAUUGCUACAUGGGUGAAAGUAAAACAGUUAAAUCAGCAACAGAUAGGACAUAAACUUUGGACUGAGGAGGAGAGUAGUGAUGAAGCACAAAAUCCUAUUGCAAGAAUUCUUGUUGGUCUAGAAAUGUAUUCAUGUACUGGCUUGGGUCUCAUGGAUUUCACGGUUCCUGCUUUAUCUCAGUUAGUGAAAUUGGCAUUAGAAUGCAGCUGGUCAGAUUCACUAGUAGAAUUGCAGACACUGACACGACUUACAUAUUUUGCAUAUAUGUUACAUGACUACGAAAUAGUGAUGACUUGUUCCCAAAGGAUAUUGCAGAGUGUAAUUCGUUUCUUAAAAAGCCCAGGACCUGAUAACACAGUGAGACAAGAAAUGUUGAGUACUGCUGCCUGUAUCCAAGGAAAGAGUAUAAUGGAAAAUUUGGCUGGACAAAAACAUUUGCGUGUAGCAGCAUCAAAAGCCUUUGCUCAGAGUGCCAGAUAUGCAGGUGAAGCUGGAAAUUAUUCCCUUGUAAUGUUUGCAGCGAGACACUUUUGGAAUGCAUGUUUACCUUUGCUAGGUUUUCCACAUGACAGAGAGCAGUUUAAAGAACCUACUGAAAUAAUUCUUAAGAAUAUAAUAAAAGCAGAAUCUAAAAAUAAACAGGAGAAAAACGAUACAUUGCCUUUGCAUCAGUGGCUCACAAAGGAUUUUCAAAGUAGUGGAUUAUCAGAUGGAUGCUUUCUGCCAGGUGCUGAUGAAGAUCUGACAUUAAGGACCUCUUUAUAUGGGUUAUUAUUCCACAUAUAUGCUGAUAAAGCUGAUUGGGAAACAGCAUUAAAAGUCCUGAAUGAAGCUAUUCAGGCUUUGCCUCAGACAAGACACAGGCUUCUGAUUUUUAAACAUUUGGCUACAGUAAAGGCAAGAUUGGGAUGUAAUUUUAUGAUGGAAAUUCAGAAAUUUGCAGGUGAAAGUGAAGAUUAUGUGUCCCAUAUUUGGCGUCAUAUGGUAACAGUUUCCAGAAGCAUUGUUGAACAGUUAAACUGUUUUAAAAAUGCAAUCAAUGCUUUGCAGAAACAAGAAAAUGAAUGGCAGAAAGUUGAUUACCUGAUGGAAUUUGCUGAAUGGUUAUACUGUAACCAGUUUCCCCUUAAUGAUGUUAUUAAACCUCUGGACUGGGCAGUAGGUCUUUUGCUACAUAUGAAAUUUUCUAUGCAAUCUUCUCAAGAAGAAGAAAAAAAAUCUAUUAAAAAAUUAUUGCCUAUGGAAAAUCUGAAGAUAGAUGUUGGAAGAAAUGAUGUCAUGCCCCAAAUCAAUUUGGAAGAUUUGAGUAACAUUAAACAAUUGGAAGCUUUGUUUAGAGCGCAGACUUUAAUGGCUGUAGUUUCUGGUCAUAGUUCUCCUUUUCAUCAGCAACACUGUUUGAUAGCAUAUGCAUGUGUUAUCCGUAUCUGGCAGUUAAAGAAUCUCACUAGCAUCAGAAUACACACUGAAGACAUUGCUGACAGUUCUGAGGGAGGGUACUUAGAGAUAGACUGUCACUUAGAUGGAUUCAAAGUGGCUGUGAUUCGACUGAAUGGAAUUGUAUCAUUGUCAGCAUCAGGACUUAUUAUAGGAGCAUUAUCAAAGUCUUCACAAUUUACAGCUCCUCAGGAUGCACAGUCAACGAUUGCUCCUAAGAAAGGGAAGGACAAAAAGGAAGAGAAACAAAACCCCCAGUCUAGAGGUCAAAAAAAAGACAAAACUUCAAAAGACACUAAACAAGUUGAAGAAUCUUUUAUGAAAGAGCAGCCUAAAAGGAAGGAGUCAGUUGAUACCUUACCAAUAAACGUGGAAGAAUGGGCUCAUUAUGACUGUCCGAAUGAAAUUAGAAAUACUUUUAAACAGAAAACAAAUAGUUAUGGUAUUAACUGGAAUAAUUUCACAAAACCUACAUGCACUUUGCAUUUUAUGGACAUUUUAGCUCAAGAACUACAGAAAAUAUUUUGCCCCCACUUGAUUCUUCCCAUCUUUCAGCUAGCUGAAGUUAUUGCUAAUGAAGUUGUGGAAUGUAGAAGUCUGUCUGAUCUCUAUCACCUUCGAAUUGCCCUGAUAUGUUCAGACCUAAAACUUACUCAGGCGUCUUCAUAUCAUGAGAAAGCUGCUGGAGAAGCAUACAUCAGUGAAUUAGAACAAGUAAUGUGUAGGCAAGAGAUUGCACUGAAAAAGGAAAAAAAAGUACAUGCUGAAACAGAAGAAAGAAAAACAUUCUUGGAGAGUGCUCAGCUGAAUGGUAGUAAGGAUGAAAAUAUCCUCACUUCAGGGAAAAAGAUUUUUGAGUUAAAUGCAAUAACAGGCAAAGGACUGAGUGCACUUUCUUUCCCCUACUUAUGGAUAGAAAAAGCUGAAGUACUCAUUAAGCUAGGUUUGUAUCAGCCAGCAAGACUACUGCUUUCAGAGGCCCAUGCUGCAACUCAGGAAUUGAGGACUCCAUAUGAUGUGUCAAGGUGCUUGUAUUUAUUAGCUGUUUUGGCUAACCUGGAAAAAAAACACGGACAAGCUAAAGCACUUCUUGAGAAAGCGCAGCUUCUAGGAGGAAAUGAACAGUUUUGGUACAACAGUACUGUUAGUCUAAUAGAGGCAAUUCUAGAGGAAGAGGGGGAAGAAAAACAGAGCUUGGCUUGUAAGAUACUGGAACACACUGUGUAUGUACUUAGAUCUACCUUACUGAAGAGACCUAACAGAGAAUCUGAGUUGGGUUGUAUAAUUGCAUCCCUUGAAGCCAGGAAAACACUUAUUGAGAUACAUUUUGCUCAAAAUUUUAUGACUAUUAAUACUGAGUCUUGUCAGUUGCCACAUAUGCUACAGGGAUCUUACAAUAAAUUAAUUCAGAUUGAGGAAGACUUCUUUAAUUAUGGGCAUAAAAACUGCAGUGCUGAGAUUUUGCUGGAACGUGCAAAUAUUCACAGGAUGAUUGCCAAGCAGGAAGGAAAUGAAGAAGAAAAACAUAGUCACUGUCUAGAUGCUUAUAACUUAGCUCAGAUGGCAGUAUCCAAAGCAGAAGAAGUGUUUCAUAAUGUUUGCAGCUUAAUUGCAGUUAUUGAGAAUACAAAUACUAGCAUACCAUUAAUGAGGCAACUAGCUAACAGGAAGCUAAACCUUGUGGAAAUUCUUCUGGAUAUUUUUCAAGUUGUUACUACUGAGAAAAAGCUUAAAAAAGUGGGAAAAACAUCAUUCCACAGAAUUGCAGAGUCAUUCCGUGGAGAAACUACUAAAGAUAAUGCAACAGAACAGGAUUGGAAGCAUAUGGAGUACACCAUAGGUCAUAUUACACUGGCUCAAUUAGCAAACAUACAGAAUCUCUGUAAAGGCUGCCCUGACAUCAAAUCCAAAUGCCUGUACCUCACUGGAAAAAGUCUUCAUUUACUCGCCAUUAACAUAGAUCCUGUACAUUCAGAAAUCUACUGGAAGCCAAACAUUAUGAAGGAACUUAGGUUGGCUCAGAAAUAUCUUUCUCAGUGCAGUGAAGCUUUACUACAGUGUAUGGGUAUUGCAUUCAGCUAUAAUAUUACCAAUGUACUUGGUCCUGCUAGUUUGGAAAUGGUUGAAUGCUUUGGACAAUUUGAUCCAGUUUCAACUAGCCAGUUUUUAGCCCUUCAUCAGAGCUGUUCAGCAUCUAUGAUGAUGAAACAUAUCCUUCUAACAGCUAAUUCUGACACCAGCAGCUCUCGGCUGGCAGCAUUACUGCAUCUUCAAAAUCAGUUGAAACAAAACAGAAACACAAGUGAUCUUCUGAAAAAUGUGGAACAGCAACUGACUGCUACUUCAAUGGCAUGGAGAAAUCUCUGUAUUCCUGUAGAACAUUUUAAUAUAGUGAAUGAAUUGCCAUCUAAUUUCUAUAUAAUUAUUCUCCAGCAUUCAGAAGACAGAUCAAACUUGUACAGCUCAUUGAUUGAGAAACCAAAAGUGAGUACUGCGCAGCAGAAAGGAAAAUCCACUCAGCCAAUGGUGCAAGCUAAAGUUUCUCGAUUUCCUGUGAAUCCCAAUACAUUUUGUACUUUGUUGGAAAAAGUGUAUCUUUACAAGCAACAAAAUAUGAAGAGUCACCUUAAAGAAACUGUCAUUCAAAGCCUGCAAGAGUGCAUCACUAAAACUGAUACGACUCCAACAGAGAAAAUAGACAAGAAUGGACACAGUUUGAUAACAGAUUUCUCUGAAAUAUUAGAAAUUAUGGAAGAAUAUCUGAAACCACUGCUAUCACAGUUUGAUUUUCCUAACAUUAGAGAACACAGCACAUCGGCUUCAGCAGCUGAAUCAGGAAAAAUAAAAGUGAGAGAUAAGGACACCAAACACACUAGAAUGCAGGGAACACCUAUGGAGUUAGGAUUGUGUGUGGUAUUACUAGCAGAUAAAUUAUUUAUGGAAUUGCCUUUGGAAACUCUGAGUGUCUUUCAGGAAGAAGGAAUAUGUUCUGUAUCCAGAGAUUUUUCUCUCCAGAUUCUCUACAAUCGACUACAAGUGGAUGAAUCAGAGAGUGAAGUUAAAGAUGUUCAAAGGUCUAAAGAACCAAAGCCAAAAGCCCAACAGAAAAAGAAUGUCAAAAUGGCACCAGUGCAUCGUGUUUUACCCUCUAAUUGCAUGCCUGUUGAUACUUGUAAUUUUAAAUAUAUUGUGGACCCCUAUAAUGAAGGAAGAGAGGCAGAAGCUUUAAGUCCCUCCCAAAAAAUGAAGGAAAUCUUAGAAAAGUACCAUGACCUGUUUACACUACAGUGGGAAGGAGUUAUUGGCAACGUAUAUGUUCCAAGUCAAGCUGAAUGGGAGCAGCUGCUGACAAACUGCAGUGCAUUUCUAUUCUAUGGAAUGGAGAGAUUCUUGUCUCAUAUUUUACUCAACAGACUGGUUGCUAUGAACAUCCCAAAGUGCCAUUUGAUGAUAAUUUUAGAUCUGGUACAAUCAAAGCAAAGUUAUCAAAGAAUAACCAAUUCUGAUAUCUACAAAAGUUCUUUACAUUUUGCAAUAGAGAGACCAACAGAAACAGUAAUGCUUCUUAGCCUUACUGGUGUUCGUUCUAUAAUAGCCAACCAGUGGUACACUACCCUGCAAGAGAAUGCAGAAAGGCUAGAAAUUUUGUCUGAGAAUUUGUUGCACAUUGGUAGAACAACUGGUCAGACCAUCCAUACUCUUCAAAAGAGGAAGCUUCACGGGGAAAAGGAUUCAGCUCAAAGUACCUUUUCAUUGCACCACCAUUGCUCAGCUGCCCGUUUAACAUCCCAUGCACAGCAUUUGGGAAUUUCAAGUGUUUUUGAAGUUGAAGAAGCAAAUGGUUGCGCUUGUUGUUCAGUAUAG
Messenger RNA from Cygnus atratus (black swan), 8102 nucleotides. RefSeq names its product cilia and flagella associated protein 46 (gene CFAP46). Gene Ontology annotation, molecular function: protein binding. The coding region runs from base 159 to 8102 and encodes 2647 amino acids. The record is from RefSeq and is a predicted model, not a curated record. The transcript has 61 exons. Gene Ontology annotation, biological process: axoneme assembly; cilium movement involved in cell motility. NCBI's taxonomy places the organism in Eukaryota, Metazoa, Chordata, Aves, Anseriformes, Anatidae.